Messenger RNA from Marchantia polymorpha subsp. ruderalis, 4934 nucleotides. The record is from the annotation of a GenBank genome assembly. NCBI's taxonomy places the organism in Eukaryota, Viridiplantae, Streptophyta, Marchantiopsida, Marchantiales, Marchantiaceae.
UGCUCCACCUGUGGGAUGCUCUAGAGUUUUCCGCCAAAGUACGAGAAAGGCGUGGGCUAUGUCGCUAGACGACGUGGAGGUCAUGUAGGUCGCGGCAUAAUUCUCAGGGUCGCAGGGCGACGUGGACGCGAUGGUUCGGACAUUUGCUGCCAGCGGAAGCGCUCCCAGAAUGUCUGCUUGAUAGGGCGUCUGGCGCCGUUCUCCUCAUCCAGUCUCGCGCCUGCUCUCGGGCGCCCGACGCCAAGUCUGGAGCCCUUCGGGCGCUCCGGACUUGCAGGCAUCAGCGUGUCACAUGACCAGCGGAGAGCCUCCAAAUCGUCAAAAUGCAAGUGCAGAACAACUUCCUUUUGUCGUCUUCGAGUGUGCGUGGCCUUGAUUCCCCACUUUUCCUCGCCCUCCGGUCCGUCGGAUGCUCAUCUGGCAUGUUUCGCCCUCCCAACCAUUAUAGUUUCCAGGGUAUGGUGUACUCUGCCGCAUCGAUAGGGACUUUAUUUCCAAAUUUUCUAUUCGAUUGCGAAACCUUGGGGUACUUCGCCCUCCCUGAACAUCCGUCGUUGCCAUUGGAUACAGCGAUAUCCUGGUGAUGGUAGGAAUGGGGUGGAAGCAAUCACCGUUAGGGAUGCUUCGUGUGGGAGGAGAAGGCAUCUUGUAAGCCCGGCGAGCCUGUCACUCAUCGAGGUAUUGUCGCGAAAAAGACUGCCUGCAUCCUUCCGGAGACAGGAGUCAGAGACAGUACAUCGAUGUACUCCCGAAAAAGUUUCCGAUGCAUCUCAACCUCAACCAGGAUUGUCGCCCUUGCCGUCUGACUCGGAGGUUGGGUGUACAGUGUGCAGUGUGAAGGAUUUUGCUCACGGAGGCGAGUUCGCACUAAUUCGAUGGAGGGUCACGCUCCAGUAGACCAUGUACAGAAUCGGGCUGUCAACUCAUGGUUUUCCCAGAGACCGAGAACGCACUCGGAUCAUCGCGGUGUUAAGAGGGAGAUGGCGGACGUCUCGCAAUAUGUAGGGUCCUGGGUGGACGAUCCGAAAGAACGGCAACGCAUUUCCCCCGAAGCCGAGGCGGGAGGAUGGCUUCGUGAUGAACCCGUCGAUGGCCACAACAGUUCACAACGUUCUGGAUCAUCUGCCGCGUUUCCGUGUGGGAACCCGGCGAGUCUAGGCUCCGUGGACGUAGAUGGAAACACGAUGUAUUCAGGCACGAAGAACAGCAACUUUAAUGUUUCCCAAGUUUCUACAUCGUCCCCUUCUGAUGCUCUGCCCUCUGGGUCCCCAGGUCGUUUACCGGAUCUGACCGAGGACGCCGCGGGUCCUCCUAAUCAAUCGUGUACUCCUGUGUAUUUCCAGGAGCAGAGGGCGAACCUCUUUGCUCAACUGAGGGGCAUUCGCAUCAAGGAAAGCGUUAUUCGCAGUGCUAUAGAGAGGCUUGGCGGUGGACAGAAAGGUCUACGAGCUGUGAUAAAGGUGAUCAUCUUUUGGUUGAGGAGCCGCACAACCUCGUCACAGACGAGUGAACAAUUUAGCAUCCAAGAACCCUUGGCUCCUCUUUCCACAGAGGAAAUUGAAAAGUUACCUUGGAACCACGGUGGUAGUUUGGAGAAUAGCUUCGGGACCAGCCAAGAGAAUGGGAGCGGUUGCACUGUCAGUGGGGAUUUGCAGUUUCUUAUGAACUCAUCUUUUCUGGAUGGAGCCCCAGGUAGCGUCUCAUGUACAGGCGAGUUGAAGCUAGGAGACGGCGAGUAUGCAGAAACAAAGAAUCACGAUAUACAGUUGUUAGCGAUCAACGAGCCUGGAGCGUUGAGUGGAAUGCUAGAUGACAUGGGUGUGCAGGAACUGGGAGUACAGGGUUCAGGGUCUUUAUUGGAUGUCCAGCCGUCGCUUGUAGCAGGGUGGAGCCAUCAGACUUUUAUUACAGAUGAACGCCAGCAUCGACUUGGGAUUCGCAGGCUUUCUCCUUCUCCUGAGCGAGUCACUCUGUCUACGGACUUGGGCUACGAGGACACCCAGUUUCACCGAAACAAGAUUAGACGGCUUUCUCCAUCGGGCAGUUCGUCUACGAGUUCGUGUGACGUUCCAGCGUACUCGAGUAUUUCCCAAUCUCUUCCCGAUGUCAUGGGGUUCUCCAACAAUCCCUUUGCUCCAGGUGGUCCCUUUAGUAUCAGCCCCUCUAGUCCGAGUUUGGACCACCACGCUAUGGACAUGGGCACUUUCAGUUCCUUUGGAAUGCAAGGAACUAGUUUGAUUGACGAGGCUACUAUUGGGGGCACUGCUGCUAUGUAUACCGACAGUACAAUGGAGCGUGAGCAGUCAGGGGCUCGAUUGGGACUUGUAGGGAAGAGCAAGACUACUCCUGCUGCGCAUACUCGACUGGCACGAAAGAAUAGAAUGGAUCGGAACAGGAGAUCUGCCUCUCUCCAUCCUACUCGUUCUACACAAAGUGGAGCUCCUGGUGUAGGAGUAACUGGAAGUGGGUGGGCGCCCUCAUCCGGAGCUUUACGCACGCCUCAUUCUCAAACUCUCCCUGGAGGAGAGGGACAGACACGGGUGAAGGACCGACGUGAUAUGGACCGUUUACAAUAUCUGCUCCAAAAGAUGUUGAAGCCAAGCGAUGUCGGCAAUCUUGGCCGAAUAGUUCUUCCAAAGAAAGACGCCGAAAGCCACUUACCGUGGCUAGGAGCGAGGGAAGGAAUUCCAUUCCCCUGCGAAGACUUUGAUACCGGAGAUAAAUUAAAUCUCAGAUACCGGUUCUGGCCCAACAACAAGAGCCGUAUGUAUUUACUGGAAAAUACUGGCGAGUUCGUCAAAAAACACAAUCUUGAAGAAGGAGACCGAUUGAUGAUAUAUAAGAAUGUACAGGACGAUACUUUCAUCAUUCGAGGUCGCAAGGCGCAGGACUGUGUGGAUCCCACUUCAAGUCAAGCCCAGGCUGAUGACAAGGAGGUGCGAGGGAAGGAGAUAUCUUCGCAAGGACCUCCUCUUUCUGGUAGUAGCAGUGGUACGUCAUCAGUCGAUAUGGAUGUUGUACCUGACGCUCCUCUAGAGCAUACUGUUUCUGGACAAGAAGGAUCGCCAGCUUCUGGUGUUACGGCUGUCACCUUAAUAACGUCGCAAGAUGAUUUAUUGAAUUUUGCGGAUCUACCGGAUGCACCAAUGGGCGAUGGGACUGAGCCGUUAGUCCGAUUCCCCAGUUUGGAGGCUUUUGAGGACUUACUGGGCAUGGUUCCUGCUGUCUUGAGCCAGCAGCAGCAGGAAACUCUAUAAUCGGAGGCGGGAAGGACACUAAGUUAGGUUUCCACGAAAAAACAUUGGUCGUUCUUCAAUGUUAGGAUCUGGACAGGGGAGAAGGUGGAGCCCUUUCCUAGAUGUACCUUGUGUCGCGUCACGUGGACCUUCCAUGCCCUCAUCUUGUACGAAUUUGACAUUUGAUAUGUGGUGAUAUUCGGCGUGAUAUAAGUCCGAUCAGGGCUUUAUGAUACUGUGAUAAAAGACGGUUAGAAAGAAGUUGGAUUCAACUGUUGGUAAUUGUAAAUCACUCUAGUGUGGUAGUUUGUUCCGUGGAACUUGUCUUCAAAUGAGGGAGUUUCUGCUUUAACUCAGGAAAGCAGUAAUCUCGUGUUCUAGUUAGCUGGGCGUAGUCAAACGUUCUGAUCAACGGAAUGGUGGAUACUGGUAUGGUACCGUGUUUAUUGGUGGACGAGGGAUGAUCCCCAACCAAGUCUGUUUUUCUCGUUUUUGUGAUGAGAAUAUCUGCUGCCCCGAUCUAGGAGUAGUCAGAGGAGUUCUCUUUUACAACAGAGAGCUUCUCCUACCUUUCCCGGAAAUAUUAUUGAGGGGAACUGUACUUGCAGUAGCAAGUUUUGUGACAGGCUUUACGUGUAAGGCAGUGUAUACACGUCUGCAGCUUCUUUUCUUCUCGGAGGACUCUAUUUGUGUGCUGUCUCAGGUGGAGCAUUGUCACAGUGAAUUGUGGACGAAGCGCAGAGGAAAUAACCGAAGGUACCGUUUUUCCCUUGUAAGAUGGAGGUCGUUGACAGACUUUAUGCAGCUGAGUGGACAGGUUUUCAGUGGAGCAUAUCACCGCUGUAUUUGGCCAGUCCUAGAGACAGACCGGCGUGAAAAUUAUUUACUUGAAUCUUCCACUCGUGACCUGUCUGCUCCAGAGAAGUUCUGGGGAAUCAGCUAAUGCAGCCCUUUAUCAGCAACAGCUGCAGACAACCUUCAGGGAAAGGAGAGCUUACUCAGAUAGUUCUCACCACUUGCAUCAGGUAACCUUUCGGAAAUAAGCUGUCACGUCUGGUCCUUAUCAAUUCUUUCCGAUAAUGAUCGGGAAUUGCUCGUAAACAGCUACUCAUACCAGACGCUCGUACAGCUUAGUGUUGCUGCUCGUGAACUUCAAGAAACUAGCUCUUUGAAGACUUAUUUCGUGUUGAACCUCUAGAGUGGCCUGACUAUUCAAAAGAUCAGAUGCCCAGUUUUGGUGUAUCAAGUGCGGAUGUUAAUACCGAGGUUGCUCUCUGAUUGACUGAGCGACUGAUGCACUUCCUCAAGUACUGGUCAAGCAUUAUAUGAUAUGAAGUAACUUGUCUGUAAAUUACAGACAAGUUACUACGUUCAAUCUCAGAGUGCCGCCCCACCGAAAGUUGUAGAACUAUUACAUACUAUUGUUCCCUCGGAUUUGAUGUCUCAUGCACACAGCUUGGCACGGAGGCGGUCGUCUAGAGUUGAACGGGGAGAAUGGAAGUUUGUUUACUAGCUCACAAAUUUCUUCUCUCAGGAAGAAUACACAGCGUUACUUUACCUGAAAUUCCUAUGAAAGUUUGAAUGUGUAUGAACCCUUUCUAUAUCAAGUCACUUUUUGUCUUCAUUUGGUCUUUCAAAAGCACAUUGGAAUAAUUAUGAUGCGAGGGGAACAUGAAUUCCUGUGGGAAUUUUUUUUGC